UAUAUAAUGUGAUUGUAGUUGGGGAUAUCAUAGAUGUCGUGGCACGGCAUCGGCCAUGACAAACUGGACGUGCUUUCCACUCUUCUCUUUCCUUUCUUGUGCUGUCAUGUCUUGUCCUGGCUUAGUUUUGAUUUGAUUAAUAAAUCUGUUUGUGCAUGAAGCAGCAGCCUCGCCGACAGCUGAUGGGCGACGCAGGAUCCGAUGCCUUCGGAGGUGAACCGGCAGCUGCUGUGGAGGAGGGGGAGGGCCAAGGCCAGGAGGUGCCUGUUGCUGCUGCUCGCCGUGCCUGCCUUGGCCACCGUCGCCCUCGCUGCAUUCGGCCGCUUCCGGAACAUGUUGGAUCGCCGGGAUCAGCAGCAGCUGGAGCGGCUCCGAGCAGAAAGGAAGGCUAAGAUUGGCAGCUUUAGGGGAAGCCACCACAACUUGCAGAGGCUCGUCCAGGUAGAAAUAUGGUCCUGAUGCUGCAGCCGGUGUUGACAGCAGAACGGAAAAGCUCAAGAGGACGCACUCGCGGUUGAGCUUCCACGUGGGAGAGGGAGACGAAUGAACGUCCAAAGUCUUAUACGCACACUUGUUUGUUUGUUUCUUUUGGAUGAGAUCUGCAUCUUAAAUUAAUGGGAUGGGUAACUGUGGAUGUGGAUGGUUUACCAUUCAGUCAUAUGUAUGCUUAGUUACCAUGGUUAUUAAAGCGGUAAAACGUUAAAACGUUAUGAACCAACUUUUUAACUUUUAAAUGUUUAAACAAAUGUUGAAACGUC
Messenger RNA from Zea mays, 758 nucleotides. RefSeq lists its product as uncharacterized. Bases 202 to 459 code for a protein of 85 amino acids. The transcript is spliced from 3 exons. NCBI's taxonomy places the organism in Eukaryota, Viridiplantae, Streptophyta, Magnoliopsida, Poales, Poaceae. Gene Ontology annotation, biological process: endoplasmic reticulum tubular network organization. The record is from RefSeq and is a predicted model, not a curated record. Gene Ontology annotation, cellular component: endoplasmic reticulum tubular network.